AUGCGUCCAAAUAUUCUAUUAACAGGUCUUCGUCGAUCAGGUAAAACAUCCAUACAACGUGUUAUAUUUACAAAAAUGCAACCAUCACAAACACAAUUUCUUAAAUCUACUCCACAUUUAACAAUAAAUCAAUUUUCUUGUGGUUCAUUUAUUAAUUUUCAAGUGCAAGAAUUACCCGGUCAAUUACAUGUAUUUCCAUCUUUACAAUUUCCAAAUAGUAGUGAUGGUCAAAAUAAUAGUCAAUCACCAUUAUAUGAUGAUGAUACAACACAUCUUGUUGGUGGUGGUUAUGAUAUGGAACGUGUAUUGAAACGAUGUAAUGCUGUUGUAUAUAUAAUUGAUGCUCAAGAUGAUUAUUCACAAUCAAUAUCAAGUUUAAUAAUGAUUAUACAAUCAGGUAGACGUGUCAAUCCAAGAUUAAGAUAUGAAGUAUUCAUACAUAAAGUUGAUCAAUUAUCUGAAGAAACAAAAAUAGAAACUCAACGAGAUAUUCAUAAUCAGGUACGAGAUCGUUUUGCUGAUUUGAAUGGUGGAACAGAUACAUGGCCAUUAACAUCGUUUGGAUCAAAUCCAAAUUCUCAAAAUAUUUUAAUCAAUUUUCAUUUAACAUCCAUAUUUGAUCAUUCAAUAUUUGAAGCAUUUUCAAAAGUUAUACAAAAAUUAUUACCACAAUUUAAUCAUCUAGAAGAUUUGCUCAAUUAUCUUAUAUCAGCAUCAAAUAUGGAACAAGCAUUUCUAUUUGAUAUACAAACAAAAAUAAGUAUUGCAACUGAUUCAACACCAACUGAUAUACAAAUGUAUGAACUAUGUUGUGAUAUGAUUGAUUUACUAAUAAAUAUGAGUCAAAUAUAUGGACGACCAAAUGGUAAUGUUGUUGAAGCUAUUGAUGAUUAUAGAAAUAGCGAACAUAUUUCGAAUGGUAUUCAUGAAUCAACGAAUACAUAUUCGAAUAGUUCCUUAAGUACAACAUCGCUGAGAACUUCAUGUUCAUCAAUAACUGAAACGAUGCAUGAACCUACAUCAGAUGUAUUUGAUUCAAUGUCAUCAAGUGUUAUAAAAUUAACUGGUGGUCGAGCACUUUAUCUCAAAGAGAUUAAUCGUCAUUUAGCAUUAAUUUGUGUUCUACAUGAAAGAGCACUUUCAAAACAAGCAAUUAUUGAAUAUAAUGUUGAUCAAUUGAAAAAGAGUAUUUUAAAUUUGUUUCAUUUAACAAAUCAGACAUCUGCAUCUUCUAUAGCAUCAUAG
Molecule: messenger RNA, 1245 nt
Organism: Rotaria sp. Silwood1
Lineage: Eukaryota; Metazoa; Rotifera; Eurotatoria; Philodinida; Philodinidae
Source: the annotation of a GenBank genome assembly